AUGGACUCGAAGCAGCAGCUCGCGCUCCGGCCGAUCUCGACCAAGAGAGGCUCCGGCGGCGACGGCAGGGCGGUGCUGGCGCGGGAGCCGUCGAGCCUCACGAACGCCUCCUUCAGGGUGUACUACAGCCUGCGCGCCGGCGCCGGCGCCGUGCCAUUCCUGUGGGAGUCCGCGCCCGGCACGCCAAAAAGGGGCGCGGCCGCCGUCUCCCCAGGAAAAGAGGCACGCAACGCCACGAUGGCGACGACGCGGGCGGGCGGCGGCGCUGCCGACGUGGGUGGUGGUGCUACGCUGCUGCUGCCGCCCAUCUCGCCGCCACCGUCGUACCAGUCCCAGCUGAAGGGGAAGAAGGGGUGCCGGCAGAAGGCGCAGUCGUGGCCGGGAGGCAUCGUGAGAGCGCUGCUCGGAGCGCUCUGUACGAGGAAGAGACGCCGGCGGUCGGCUCCGCAUCCCGCCUCCUAUUAUGGUGAGCUGCCGCUGCAUUGCUAG
Triticum turgidum subsp. durum (durum wheat) is the source of this 489-nucleotide messenger RNA. Lineage: Eukaryota; Viridiplantae; Streptophyta; Magnoliopsida; Poales; Poaceae. The record is from the annotation of a GenBank genome assembly.